AUGCACGAGGUAUUGCUCUUCGCCUCGGUCCCGGUCCACCAGCAUCAUGAGCUCCUCCAACAGCUCGCUGGUCUGACAGCCAUGCAGCCCCGCCAUUGCUUGGAGCGGCGGCUGAUCUUCAAAGCCUAUCGCAAACCCGGUCUGGUGGCGGGGCGCACGGGUGCCAGUCAGGAUAUACAGUCGGGGGACCUUCAGCGGCUGAACAAGAUGCUGAAUGGGAGCAUGUACUACACCCAGGUGGUUGGUCCAGUCUCUGAAAAGGACUUUGGUUCUGCAACCGAUUCCGAUACGCAGAUGGAUGGCACAGACGAAACCCCAGAGGCACCUCGGUAUGACUAUGAACGUCAACCAUGGAAAUUGGAAUUUCGAGAUAUCCCGGAAGCUGGCACUCGCUCGGCUGUCACGUCGCGUCAGAUGUCUAGCUCAACCUUGCCAUCGGGAGAUAUCAUGCCGACUAUGAGUGCGUGGGGCUAUAGCUUCGUGACUGAACAUGUGGUCGAGGGUGAUCUGUUCAUUCACAAUGACAUUACUCUCUUUUUGCAGCGGGUUCUGCAUUACCCAGCCGGCCAGGAGCCAAGUCAACCUCGACAGCAGAUGCCUGCGUUGAAGGACAUGACGCCGCUAGAAAAGAGCGGGAGCUACGUUCUACAGGCCUCCAUUACUGUGCAGGACGGCAGCAACCAAGAGACGAUGAAGACAGCCUCGCAGCAUCUUUUCGGGCUACGCGAGCAGUUGAAGUCAGCAGUUCGGCUCGAGCAGGCAGACCGGCUAUCGCUUGAUACGAGGGCGAAAUAG
Molecule: messenger RNA, 795 nt
Organism: Penicillium arizonense
Lineage: Eukaryota; Fungi; Ascomycota; Eurotiomycetes; Eurotiales; Aspergillaceae
Product: mediator of RNA polymerase II transcription subunit 18
Exons: 2
Coding region: 1-795 (264 amino acids)
Biological process (GO): termination of RNA polymerase II transcription; regulation of transcription by RNA polymerase II
Cellular component (GO): mediator complex; core mediator complex
Molecular function (GO): transcription coregulator activity
Source: RefSeq, a predicted model, not a curated record